ACCAUCCUGUGCUGCAUCCAUGACUUUACACACCUGCUUGGUGUACGGGCUUGGAUUUAUAUUGGCGUUCUGCUUGACACAAGUGGCGGGUCUGCAGUGCUAUGGCUGCAACAUCAUCCAGGGUCAGAGGUACGUGGACGUGGGCUGCUCCAACCCAGAGGUGCUCACCUGCACCCACUCGCACAAGGGCUUCAAGCACCGAUUCUGCAUCAAGACGGAGAGCACGGCACUGGGCAUCGUCCUGACCAGCGGCUGUGCCACGUCCAGACAUUGCCAACAACAGGAGCUGCCAGGCGUGCGCAUCCACUGCUGCGACUCGGACCUGUGCAACAGCGCCCCCUCGGGCAACCGAUUACACUACGCAUGCGUACUAGCAGGCCUGCUGCUGCUGAUGAUUUUGAGGUUGCAAUGAAGUUCAAGUUGAUUUGCUGUGAUGGAAAGUUCCAGCUUGUUUUGUUUUUUUGGUAGGAUUUCCAGUUUCAUGACAGCUUCUCUCAACAUUCACAUCAAAACAUUUUGCCAUGAAAGUUUCUCAAGCUUUCAUUAAUACAAUGGAAGCACACUCACUUUAUAAAGGCUAACACUCAUCCUAUGACAUCAUGUGUGUUCAGUUUCAUUGCUAAGAAACUUCAUAUCUUUAUUAAGAUAAAAUGUAUCAUGUGUUUUUCUUUCAAGAAAACGUUUUGUCAAUUAUAAUAUAAAUAUAUAUUUUUUUAGUUUUGUUUUUUUGUUCUUUCGGCUAAGGUUGUGAGAGCAUACUUACUGCAUGCGGUUUACAUGAUUGUAAGAGUCAAUGCAUGUCAAGUGGUCCAUUAUUGUAUGAAUAAAAUGAUUCAUAUUUUUCACAAAAAAAA
This is a messenger RNA of Syngnathus acus (greater pipefish), 854 nucleotides long. RefSeq lists its product as uncharacterized. Lineage: Eukaryota; Metazoa; Chordata; Actinopteri; Syngnathiformes; Syngnathidae. The record is from RefSeq and is a predicted model, not a curated record. The transcript has 3 exons. The coding region runs from base 20 to 412 and encodes 130 amino acids.